GACAUUACGUAACAUGGGGAAAAAGUUAAUUUGUAAGUUAGUUUUGCACUCUGUCGUUGCACUGUUCUUGCAAGAGAUAAGAUAAGGACGUGUUUAGGACAACGUCUAUCUCUUUUUUGGAGGUAACAAGAGAAAAAAGUGUGUUAGCAGACAUGAGGGUGUGCAUCAUUGGAGCGGGGGUCAUCGGCCUCUCCACCGCUCAGAGCAUCUACCAGCACUUUCACAGCAGGAUCAGCCCCCUCACCAUAGAGGUGUAUGCUGAUGUCUUCACUCCACUCACCACCAGCGACGGGGCAGCUGGACUCUGGCAGCCGUAUCUCUACGACAAGGGCAAUGUGCAUGAAACUAAAUGGAACAAAGAGACGUUUGACUAUCUACAAAGUUGCCUCACCUCGCCAGAUUCAGUGAAAAUGGGAAUCUUCCUUCAGUCUGGCUACAAUCUGUGCACUGAACCCCUGCCAGACCCCUCAUUUAAAGAUGCGGUGUUGGGUUUUCGCCAGCUGACUAAACGUGAACUAGACAUGUUCCCGGGAUACAGUUUUGGUUGGUUUAACACCGCUCUCAUGAUUGAAGGAAAGACAUACCUGCCCUGGCUUAUGGACUGGUUAAGACAAAGAGAGGUCAAGUUUUAUCAGAGGAAGAUUGGUUCAUUUAAAGAGUUGGCAGAUAGUGGUGCUGAUGUUAUCAUCAACUGCUCCGGUGUCCGAUCAGGAGACCUCCAGCCUGAUCCUGAGCUCCAGCCAGCCAGAGGACAGAUCAUUAAGGUAGACGCUCCCUGGUUGAAACACUGGAUCCUCACACAUGAUUCCUCAUCAGGAGUCUAUAACUCACCGUACAUCAUUCCUGGGAGUCGUUUAGUCACUGUGGGUGGAGUUUUCCAAGUAGGAAACUGGAAUCUGCAGAACAGUUCUGUUGACCAUAAAGGAAUCUGGGAAGCCGCCUGCAAGCUUGAGCCCAGUCUACAGCGUGCACGGAUAGUAGAGGACUGGACUGGUCUCAGGCCCGCACGCAGCAAAGUUAGACUGGAGAGAGAGACCAUACGAUCUGAACCAACCUCGUUUGAGGUCAUUCAUAACUACGGACAUGGUGGUUUUGGACUGACCAUCCAUCGUGGAUGUGCUGAGGAAGCUGCUCGUCUCUUUGGACAGAUCCUGGAGCAGAAAGGCCUGCUAGCACACUCUAAAUCACGUCUCUAAUAGAUCUAUGCCUCUGGACAAAUGUUUAGACAUGUUAUCUACAGUAUCAAUUCUUAUUCUCACUAAUCUAAUAACAAUUAUCACACUGAUUCCCCCAAGAGAUAAUGAAUCUUCAGAAUUUCAUACAUUUCUCUACAUUUCUCUGCACUAAUCUAUAAUAAAGAUACAUAUACUCACUUUUUUUUUUCUUGAAGCAUAAUUUAUUGUUAUCAUACAUGUACAUCCAGUGCAGUGGCAAGAGAUCUGUGCGCACAGACACAAAACACAAAAGGCAGGCAACUCUCUGCACUCACAGGAACAGCUGCACACUUCCCAUCAUGCCACACACAUACCCACUGUACAGUCGAAAAGGCAGAAAUACAAAUAACCGAAUAUAGCAUUGAGCAGUCGAGCUGAAUAAACAAAGAUUGUUGCUAAAUGUUGUGUGUUUCGAUGCAAGCCGUUGUUUGAAAAAUGCGCUUGGAGCCUGAUGUGCUAGAAUAGACAAUCAUAAAAUACAUGUGACCUACAGACCUGCUCUGAUGAAAGCCACUUGCUAUUGUUUUAUUGUUAUUGAGCUGUAUUUUAAGAUAGUAAGAAUCCAAUAACCUUUGAUAUGCCUGAUUAUAAGGGAUCAACUGGAGUUUAUACACUUUACAUGAGUGAUUGCAGUUGGCAGCUGGUGAAAGGAUGAAGAGAGGUGCUCUCAAGUGCUGAGCGGUGCGAAAUGAAGACUUUGGUGUCCACUAGAUACAUCACUGGUGUCAGAGAAAGUCUAAAACUGUGAAUGGAUGGUAAAUGGUUGAAAAAAAGCAAGAUGGCAGACCCCAAACUGGUGCAUUGUCUGAUUAAUAGCAGCAUCCUGUCUGCUUCAAUGAAGAGAUAAAAGUUCUCAUGACUUUGCCAAAGGAAUGCUGGAGUGUAAAGCCCUCUUAAAAAAAUUUAACAAAUCCUCUUUCUACUUGCUGUCGUACUAAACCUGUCACAAUCGUAUAUUCUCUUAUGCUAUCUUUCAACUUCAUGACUUCAGGUUCAAAUCUUUUGUUGUUCAAAUGCUGCUCAGAUCCUCUGAACAUGUGAGAGUGAUUUCAUGUGUUAUAAUGCAAUUUGUCAUGUUUUAGAUCGAUUUUCGACCCAUUUUCUGUUCCUUUGGGCAAAAGGGGAGUAUUAUGUGAUGGGAAUCUAUUCCACUCCAUUUCUCUGGUUUGGAGGUUCAUAAAAAGAAACCCUGCAACCUUUGGUGGAGGAAUGUAUCAUUAAUAGAUGGAUUUAAAUCAAAACCAAGAGUUCUUAAAAUGCUAUUCCUUUGUGGACAUACAUUGCUUGUUUGUUUUUUUUUUACAGAAAAGAUUCCAAAUUUCUUCUACAAAGUCUAUCUGUGGUGUUUCUUAGUCCUGUGAUCCAGAGCUGGAAUGUGGAAUCCCUCCAGGACUGUGGUCUGAGGCCCGUCCCAUCAUCUCCUGACCCCACUCUCUGUGACUGGACUCCUGGAGGCCUCGUCCUGUGGUCUCUAUGGGCAGGGCACAGGAAGCGAUAGCAGCCAGCA
This is a messenger RNA of Sinocyclocheilus grahami, 2721 nucleotides long. RefSeq names its product D-amino-acid oxidase-like. The transcript has 11 exons. Gene Ontology annotation, molecular function: FAD binding; D-amino-acid oxidase activity. Gene Ontology annotation, cellular component: cytoplasm. Bases 153 to 1196 code for a protein of 347 amino acids. NCBI's taxonomy places the organism in Eukaryota, Metazoa, Chordata, Actinopteri, Cypriniformes, Cyprinidae. The record is from RefSeq and is a predicted model, not a curated record. Gene Ontology annotation, biological process: L-proline catabolic process; D-alanine catabolic process; D-serine catabolic process.